Messenger RNA from Rubroshorea leprosula, 1585 nucleotides. The record is from the annotation of a GenBank genome assembly. Lineage: Eukaryota; Viridiplantae; Streptophyta; Magnoliopsida; Malvales; Dipterocarpaceae.
AGAGGAGGGCUCAACGAAGAAGAAAAGAAGGAUCAAGAUGUGUAGAUCCGUGUAUGCUAAAUCAAGAGCAGUGGGUAUGGGUCCGAAAUUAAAGAAAGGAAGAAGAAAACAGGGCAAACAAGACGCAGAGGGGAGAUCCGAGCCAAGCUUUCUACCUGGAUCAAAGGGGAAGAUUGCAGGCGACUCAGUAGGCGAUAGUGGCAUCCAGAACUGCAAUAGAUGUUUGAAGAAGCAAAUGAAGAUGAAUUUAGCAGUGGAGAUCUGGGACCUUGCGAAAAAGCUAGGGGCAGUGGCCGAGGAUGAUAGAGAGAUCAUUCAAAGAAUUGAAGAGAUGGAGAGUAGAGACAGCCGAGACAAAGCAGAGAAGGCAAAUCACGGUUCUGGAGAGGCGAGGAAGAGAAGGCAAAUUAGGGAGUUAGUUAAGAAGGAAAAAGUGGAGUUUUUAGCUAUACAAGAAACGAAGCUGCAAGCUGUAGAUAAUAGUAUAUGCAGAGGAGUUUGGGGUACGGAUGACAUGGAGUGGAUUUCAAAACCAACGGCGGGUAUGUCGGGUGGUUUGCUGUGUGUCUGGAACCCUAAGGUAUUUAAAUUGACAGAGGUGAUUGAGGGAGAUAAUUUUAUAGGGGUGACUGGUGUAUGGGGAGAGGACAAAAUUCUAGUGCACAUUUUAAAUAUUUAUUCACCUUGCCAAGUGACGGGUAAAAGAGCCUUGUGGGAAGAAUUGCAGCGUUUAAUUUUGAGUAGAAAUGGAAAUUGGUGCCUUGCAGGAGAUUUUAAUGCAGUAAGAAGUAUAGAAGAAAGAGCAGGGUGUAAAGGGAUGAAUGUAGAGAUGGAAGAAUUUGGUGAUUUUAUUCACAAUGCUGGGUUAAUUGAUUUACCACUGGUAGGUCGAAAGUAUACGUGGUAUAACUCUAAUGGAAAAUUUAUGAGCAGAAUAGACAGAUUCUUGAUUUCGGAAGGCUGGUUUUCAGUAUGGGGAGAGGUGAAACAAUGGGGGUUGCGUAGAUCGGUGUCGGAUCACGGUCCUAUUUUACUGAAGGAAGAGAAGAUUGACUGGGGUCCAAAACCAUUUAAAUUUUUUGAUGCUUGGCUGGAGCUACCAGAAUCACUUGAGAAUAAAGGAGAGAAUGUGGCAGCAAAAGUCAAGAAUGGUGUGGCUGAAAGAAGGGGAUGCGAACACAAAGUUUUUCCAUAGGUUGAGUUGGAAUGUGUUUUUGAGAUUGCCAUGUGUAUGGGGAAGUGAUGGUGAGCUGUGUGACGUGGAACCUAAUUCUGGAGAAAGUGAUGGUGCAUGAAGCAGAACAAAGUUCCCAAUGAGUAGAUAUUGGUGCUAAAAGGGAAGAAAGUGAGGUAAAAGAUCUGACAGUGAUGAAAAAGAAAGAUAUGGUUGGGAGUAGUGACAAGCAGGAGACAAGAAGUAAUCAAAAGUGGAUUAAAGAGGUUUGAGAAGAACCAUUAUCCAAAUAAUGAAGAUAAGGAGGUUGAUCAAGCUAAAAGUCCGAGCUAAUGGCUAGCCAAAAUGGCCUCAAGUAUAGUUCAAUUGUUCCAAGCUUACAUUUGGUUGAAAUACAUAAGAUCUUUAGCG